This is a messenger RNA of Thyridium curvatum, 963 nucleotides long. RefSeq lists its product as uncharacterized. The transcript has 2 exons. NCBI's taxonomy places the organism in Eukaryota, Fungi, Ascomycota, Sordariomycetes, Thyridiales, Thyridiaceae. The coding region runs from base 1 to 963 and encodes 320 amino acids. The record is from RefSeq and is a predicted model, not a curated record. Gene Ontology annotation, cellular component: cytoplasm.
AUGGGCUUCCUCAACUUCACAUGGCGCCCCGAAAUCACCCCAGACGAGCAGGCCUUCGCCUGCAUGAAGGCCGCCAUCGCCGGCGGCGCCACCCGCUGGUCCACGGCCUACGCCUACGGCCCGCCCGACAACCCGGGCGCCGGCCUGCAGCUCCUGGGGCGCUACUUCGCGCAGCACCCCGAGGACGCCGCCAAGGUAACGCUCUUCGUGCGCGGGUGCAUCGCCGGCGCGCCGCCGCUGCUGCGGCCGGCGACCAGCCGCGCGGAGGUGCUCGCCAGCGCGGCCGAGUGCGCCGCCCUGCUGGGGCCGAACAAGCGGAUGGACAUCUUUGGGCCCGCGCGCAUGGACGACGGGAAUGUCCCCGUCGAGGAGACGGCGGCGGCGCUGAGGGAGCUCGUCGGCAGGGGCGAGGUCGGCGCGGCGGGCCUGUCCGAGGUCAGCGCCGAGACGAUCCGGCGGGCGUGCGCCGUGGUGCCGAUCGCCGCCGUGGAGGAGGAGUUGUCGCUGUGGAGCACCGAGAUCCUGACCAACGGCGUGGCGGAGGUGUGCAGGGAGAACGGCGUCGAGAUCUGGGCCUAUGCGCCGCUGGGGUACGGCUUCCUUACGGGCCAGAUCCGGAGGUUUGAGGACAUUCCCGAGGGGGACCUGCGGAGGAUGCUGGGGAGGUUUCGCGGGGAGAACUUUAACAAAAACCUGGAUCUCGUGGACAAGGUCGAGGAGUUUGCGGCUCGCAAGGGCGUCAAGCCUGCUCAGCUGGCUCUGGCUUGGGUGCGCGCGCAUUCCGAGGUCGGCAACUGCGGCACCAUCAUCCCCAUCCCCGGCACCACGUCGCCAGCCAAGGUGGAGGAGAACUGCAGGCCCGUGCCGCUCUCGGCGGAGGAGAAGGCCGAGCUAGACAAGAUCCUAGCGUCGAUCUCGGUCGUCGGGCACCGUUCCGUCCCGGAGAUGCCUGAGAUAUGCUAG